This is a messenger RNA of Priapulus caudatus, 822 nucleotides long. RefSeq names its product protein FAM167A-like. The transcript has 2 exons. The record is from RefSeq and is a predicted model, not a curated record. NCBI's taxonomy places the organism in Eukaryota, Metazoa, Priapulida, Priapulimorpha, Priapulimorphida, Priapulidae. The coding region runs from base 98 to 514 and encodes 138 amino acids.
GCAACAACAAAAACAGCAGCAACAGCAUCAGCAGCAACAACAACAACAGCACCAAGAACAGCAACAACUGACAAACGACUUCGAUAAACUAAAAGUGAUGGUGACCAGAUUGAACCUUGAUGUGAAGGGCGCGUUGGCGGCGAACUUUCGCGUGUGUGGCGCUGCACAUCGACAUCCGCUGUCGUUCGACGGCGUGACGUCAGAUGGAAAGAUCCACAUGGACCAGAUUCUAUCAACGCUCCGACAUGAGCUAAUAGAGAUGCGCAUGCAGGAUCAAACCAUCGCGAGGCAGCUCAUCGACAUUCGGCAGGAAAUUCAGCGACUUCGCCUUCAAAAGACAGCGGCCGAGUACGAGGACAUGUUGGCUGACGUCACACUGGACAUGGCGGAAGUGAACGAGACUAAGGAUGACCUGUGUGACCUUCCCGUUCGAAUGCGUCACCGGCGGACGCCUCUCAGUCAAAUUGGUAUCACGCGGAUGAAUAUUGAUAGCAGACGAUUUUCUAUGUGCUGAUCACCGAUAUCGAUUUACCUUUUGUCACGUUCAACGGAACCAUGUUUUAGGGGUCUUUUGCAUAAGUAUGUUUUGCAUGCAUAACACUAGAUGUAUAUAGAGUUGAUAUGUGACAUCGAAUGGCAUUCUACGAAAAUCUACCCGAAGUUUUCCUAUAGUUUUGAUAUUCUUUAGGUAGUUCGUGUAUUUUUUAUUGUGUAUUCUUGUGUGAAGAAGGGUCGGGGUUGUUAGAUGUUAUUACGAUAAACGAUGUCACAUGCUUCUUACCAGCAGUUUCUCCAGCAAUUCACCAAAUAAACAUUUUCUUA